AUGACAAUUUUCAACGGAAUCGCUCUUAUAAAAGUUGUAGAGGCUCGUGAUCUCCGACCUACCGAAUGGUCGAAAAGAUUUGCAACCAAUUCAAAAGAGACAGCAUUAUUGGAUGUGUAUGUAAAUGUUGAUUGUGAUGAGAAUCAUAUCGGAGAAACAUUGACCCGUCCGAAGACUUCCAUGCCUGUUUGGAAUGAGAAUUAUGAGACUGAAGUUCAUGAUGGUCAUGAGCUUGAAUUCACAGUGUUUCAUGAUUGCGCCUUACCUCCUGAUGAUUUUGUGGCUAACUGUCGUAUACAAUUCGAGGAUCUCAAAAUUGGAACAAAGAAUGAUGUCUGGAUUGAUCUGGAACCGCAUGGAAAACUUCAUUUGCUUAUCGAAUUGCGAGGUUCACUAAGUGAAGAGGUGCCUAAAAAUAAUGUUGGUAAGGGAGAGCGGGUUUUUCGGGAACGCACCGAUGCAUUUAACAGUCGACUACGGCGAGGUGCAAUGCGCCGAAAAAUUCAUGAGGUUACGGGGCACAAAUUUCUGGCCUUGUUUUUACGACAGCCAACUUUUUGUGCCCAUUGUAAAGAUUUUAUUUGGGGGAUUGGCAAACAAGGCUACCAAUGCCAAAUAUGCACAGUAGUUGUACACAAGCGAUGUCAUGAGCAGGUGAUAUGGAAAUGUCCCGGAAGUCGGAUUAAUGCCAUCGAUGAAUUACAAACUGAAGCAGCUAAGCAGGGCCUUGGCCGAUUCAACAUUAACAUGCCGCAUCGUUUCACAGUUCACAGUUAUAAGCGACCAACAUUUUGUGAUCAUUGUGGCUCGAUGCUCUAUGGCUUGAUCAAUCAAGGAUUACAAUGUUCUGUCUGUAAACUUAAUGUACACAAACGUUGUCAACGUAAUGUCGCCAAUAACUGUGGCAUCAAUGCGAAACAGAUGGCAUUGGAACUUGCUCAACUCGGUUUAACGGGUGAUAAAAUGUCAAUUCGGUGUAAAAAAAAACCAUCGAUAAUGUCUGAGGAUGUUUGCAAUGAGCCGAAUGCACUAUUAGCAUCAGCACUUCCAACUACUACUUCAAUGACUCAAAUAGUUUUCAAAGCUGAUAUUGAAAAAGAUGAAAUAUCGCAAGAUCAAAUUAGUGAUAGAAAAUCAAGCGACAAUUCAACUAUUUCCUCAAAAACAACCGCUGUAACUAUCAAUGAUUUUACUUUUAUCAAAGUUCUUGGCAAAGGAUCAUUUGGGAAGGUAAUGCUAGCGGAGCAUAAAAGCACCGAUGAAAUAUAUGCAGUAAAAAUAUUAAAAAAAGACGUGAUAUUGCAAGACGACGAUGUUGAGUGUACUAUGUGCGAGAAAAGAAUUUUAUCCUUGGCAGCGAAACAUCCAUUUCUUACGGCGAUACAUUCUUGUUUUCAAACUAUCGAUCGGCUGUUUUUUGUAAUGGAAUAUGUGAAUGGCGGUGAUUUGAUGUUUCAAAUACAAAGGGCACGAAAAUUCGAUGAACCACGUGCUCGUUUUUACGCUGCCGAAGUUACCUGUGCAUUACAAUUUUUGCACCGUAAUGCUGUUAUUUAUCGUGACCUUAAACUCGAUAACAUUCUUCUGGAUGCAGAAGGACACUGCCGAUUAGCGGAUUUCGGAAUGUGUAAAGAAGGCAUUACUAAUUCCAAACUUACUUCAACAUUUUGUGGCACACCGGACUAUAUUGCCCCAGAGAUAUUGGAAGAAAUGGAAUAUGGUGUAUCAGUAGAUUGGUGGGCGCUAGGUGUUUUCAUGUAUGAAAUGAUGGCUGGACAACCACCAUUUGAAGCUAAUAAUGAAGAUGAACUCUUUGAAGCUAUCUUGCACGAUGACGUCCUUUAUCCCAUAUGGCUUUCCAAGGAAGCAGUCAACAUUUUAAAAGCAUUAAUGACGAAAAAUCCUUUGAAACGAUUGGGUUGUAUGCAAUCACAAGGCGGUGAAGAUGCAAUUCGUUCGCACCCUUUUUUUUGGGAUAUUGAUUGGGAAGCACUUGAGACACGACGAGUCAAACCACCUUUCAAGCCUAAAAUUAAAUCAAAACGUGAUACAAGUAAUUUCGAUACUGAUUUUACGAAGGAAGAGCCAAUACUUACACCAACCGAACCGGCCGUUUUCAGGACAAUAAAUCAAGAGGAAUUCCAUAACUUUUCAUUUGUAAAUCCUGAUUUCACACUUAACUAUUGA
This is a messenger RNA of Brugia malayi, 2187 nucleotides long. RefSeq lists its product as uncharacterized. The record is from RefSeq and is a predicted model, not a curated record. Gene Ontology annotation, biological process: protein phosphorylation. NCBI's taxonomy places the organism in Eukaryota, Metazoa, Nematoda, Chromadorea, Rhabditida, Onchocercidae. The transcript has 17 exons. The coding region runs from base 1 to 2187 and encodes 728 amino acids. Gene Ontology annotation, molecular function: diacylglycerol-dependent serine/threonine kinase activity; ATP binding.